GUAGUGGUGGCAAAACUUCAUUCUUACUAGUUAAACACAGUGUCUUCACUUGUUACAUUUCACUAUUUCCUAGUGAGUUUACUCGGUUGCAAAAGAUGUUAAUUGAAAAAUUGAAAACGGAGAUUCUUCCUGCUGCAUUCAACAAGGACGGCAUCAAGUAUAUCGGUUUCAAAUUUGAUACGGAGUCGAUGCCAAAGGAUCAGUUUUGUUCAAAUGCUGUUUUCAUCAUGGUGACUGUGUGUAAGAAUAAUGAAAAAGUUGAAAUGCCUGUAUUAGUGAAGUUCGAGCCAUUCGAUGAAACAGUGAAGAAGACAUUGAACAGUAACGUCAUGUUCUACAAUGAGGUCUUCAUGUAUUCCCGAAUGCUACCUUACCUCAAUAAAGAGAACAUCGCUGAGGAUAGCUUUGCAGGUUUUUAUUAUGGGAACGAUUUAAUUACGGGAUCUGACAACGUUAUUAUCAUGGAAGAUUUGAGGUCUCAGAAUUACCAUCUGUCAGAAAGCACCUUAAAUUUGGACUUUGAUCACUUAUCUCUUGCACUCACCAAGCUAGGGAGAUUUCAUGCUUUGUCGUACGCUGCAAAAGAAAGGUCACUCGAGGAAUUUACGAUGAUGGCUACAAAUUUCAAGGAGCCUCUUCAUAAGGAUAAUGGACUGUUUCAUUUUGUGUCAAAAGCUUGUGUACAUAGAGCUGUUCAGCCACUUUUGGAAAAAGGUAAACACAUCGAGGUGCUAGAGAGGUUUUUGAAGCGCAUCGACAACAAUUUCCUUGACAUUUUUCAAAAUCUGACCUCUGCCGAUGAUCCUCUUGCAGUCAUCUGUCAUGGAGACUUCUGUAGGAACAACAUGCUCUUUCAAUAUACUGAUGGUAAGCCUUCAGAUGUUAAAUUCUUCGACAUGGCCACAUCCCGUUGUUCAUCUGUAGCGAUUGACAUCUCACUAUUGCUUUUCCUCAACUGCUCCAAAGAGGUCAGGCAUGCUCAUUGGGAUGACCUGCUGCAAUCUUACCACACCUCACUCUCAAGCGCUGUACCCGGGAUAACAGUGCCUUCGCUGGAAGAGAUCAAAGAAGCCAUGAGACAAAAAGCUAUAUGGGGGUUUAUGCACUGCUCUUUCUUCCUGCCAGUGAUGAAAUAUGAUAUUCAUAUAGAUGAGAACGGUUUGAAGACGUGGAGCAAAGAGGAGAUUGUAAACUUCCAUCUUGCAAUCGGAGGAGAGGAAGGUACAGAACUUAUCUCUGAUCUCACAGAAGAAUUGGUGGAUAGACAAUUCAUAACUCUUGGACACUCAUGGAUGUAAGAACAUCAUUAAUUACUAUAGCUAAAGUUUUUAGCUAAUACAUACUCUUGAAAUCUUAUUCUCAUUUUUAAAACUGAAUAAAUCACAAUUAUUUGAAUAGAUUAAACCUAUAUUUCCUCUUUAAUAACAUUUGUUUUAUUCAUGAGCAAUAAUGGCACUUUUAAUUCAUUUCUCAAAGAGUAGAAACUCAUUAUGUGGAUUUUACAGAAAAGAAAUUUAAUGUGAGUAUAAGUGAUUGCAGAUAUUCUCAUCUGAGACCAAGGGCCAACUUGGAUUGCAUAAGUACACAAUUUGGUUUUUCCUAGAAUUGAUAGAGAAUUUUUCCUAGGAAAUAAAUAGAUUAUCAGCCACGCUAGUUUUGGUGGAGAUCAAAAUAGAAGCGUAUAAAAAAUAUACUGUAAUAUAUUUCUUCGAUCAUAUUUCUUUAGCUUGACACCCAUAAAACCAACCAACACACACAUAAAUAAUUAUUAUACAACCGUUAAACAACUAGAUAAAGAGACAAAGUCAUCACUUUUAACCAAUAUAGUCGCCUGAAACUGAUUUAGCAUUAUUUAUGUGUUAUCUGGUUGGUUUUAUGUGUGUCAGGCUAAGAAAAAUGUGAUCUGAGAAAAACAUUUUUGUUUCUUAUUUUUAACCCUUUUGAUAUCCAUAGUGGGCAAUGCGAUGAUUGAUGUCUUUGUUAGGGUAAAUUUCUCUAUCAAUUCAAAUACAUUUGUUGCUUAUACGUAGAAAAUUGGCUUUCAGCAUUUGAACUAUUAAAAAAUAAAAGCUAUUCAAGUCGCACAUUGGACCUUUAUUACAUAUUACAAGGGAUAAAAUGUUUACAUGAUAGGCUCUCAUGGCAUGGAAUUCGUAACCAAAUACUCAGAAGCUACAAGUUUCAUUUUUGGUGUAAUGUGAGAAAGUAUAAAGCAUUUGUAAGAGGGGGUAGAGCUUAAACUGAGUAAGAGGUCCAAAAAUGAUUCUAAACCUAUUUUAAUGCCAAAAUUACUUGAUUCAUCCUAACAAGUUUCAAAAUGAUAAACCCCCUUUUGCAUUUUUUUGUCUUAACUAUUAAAAAGAAAACCAUGACCAUAAUAAUAGCUUUUAGCUUUUAAGAGUUAAAAAAACUAUUUAAACUACAUAAAUUGUAAUGUGUACAAAUCUGUACUCACGAUGGGGAAGAGUGUGUUGUAAAUUACGGUUUUUGCUAGUUUCAGGGUUAACAAUUAUUUAUGGAGCCUAUAACAAUGGACUGGAGGACCAUUAGGCCUAAUAAUAAAUCUUAUCAGAGGUCAGAGAUCUUCAAAAGUAAAAAUUUUUAAUAUAUUUUUACAACUUUUGACAAGAGCAAUGAAUAUUGGCAAUAUUCUGAAGGCAGCAAGGAACAUAUUAUUAAAUGAAAAAUUAGUUAAUCUGAAAUGAGAAACUAACCAUACUUGGUUAUGUGCAAUUUACUUAUAAUUCAGAUGAAGUGUUAUUUGAAAGAUUAUGCUUAAUUUAAAAUUAAAAGUUAAAUUAAUAAAUUUUUGAUUGUUAGGGAAACAUAUUUUCAAAAUAGAUAUUAUUAUUACUUUUUCUACUUUUUCAUUAGAAAUCAGUUUUAUACACACAACACCAGAAAUAAAACAGCUUGACAUUCCUCAACAUCGACUGACCAAAUUUGGAACAUCCCAUAUGGUAAAUAAUUGUGUAAGAUUUUUUUAACAAGCUUCCAGAAAUUGCUCAUGUUUACUCCCAUAACUAAUUUUAAAAGAAAAUUUUAUUUGUGACUUUAAAUAAUCCAUUUCAUUCAAUUGAUGAGUUUUUAAAUAUGGAUGUCAAUAUUCAGUUUUAAAUCAUUGGAUUUUAAUUUUAAAAUAUAAGUUUAUUUAACAACUGUAAGGUAAACGUUUUUGAGUCUCUUAAAUCUGUUUUGUGGUUUUCAAUAAUGGUUUGUUUCUAUAUUAGUAUGUUUUAUACUAAGAGUGUAUUGACAAUGCCUAUUUCAUUGUGUAUAUAUAUGUGAUCAAUGGCAAUAAAUAUCUUAUGUCUUAUACUAGACAUUAAGUGGGUGAGUUGCUAUUUUGGUGAAUUCUAUAAAUGUGACCUCUGUUUAUUUAAAACAAUUUGAAUUAGAAAGUGCUAACUGCGUAAAAAUGGUUGUACUAGUUUGGACAGGUACAAUAGUGGUAACAAAACAUUAGAUUCUACUACCCUUCAAUAACCUAGCAAAAUGUGUGGACCAAAAAAGAACUUACUGUUUCGUAGACUAGUAGCACUUGCUUAUAUGACACUGAAUAACAAUUGCUUUCAAUCAUUAUUUUCGCUUUUACUACAUAGAAAUCUGCACUGAAAGGGUUUUCUAACUAUCACAACUUUUACAUAGGGGAUAUUUAAUGAACAAAGUAACCUCUAAUAUUUGGUAACAGGAAGUACUGUAACUAUUUGAGUAUUGUCUUCCUGUUUUUCAUGAUUCAACAAUUCAUGCAGAAGUCAUUGAAUAAACAAUGUGUCUGAGGAAUAUAACCUUAUAUCAUCAGUGCUUGUUUGUUUGUCAAUAGACUGACUUGAUUGUUUUCCAGCCUGCUCAACUCCUUGUUAUCUGUCUGGAGACUUUGUAACUGCCUUAUCUAUAACAGCAAAACUUAUCUGCUUUCUACCUGAACUGGACACCAUUAAUAUUUAUUUUGUGUCUUCAAGUUUAUUUACAUCCAUUGUCAAUUAGAAAAUAUACAGCAAGUAUAAGCAUACUGAA
This is a messenger RNA of Homalodisca vitripennis (glassy-winged sharpshooter), 4017 nucleotides long. RefSeq lists its product as uncharacterized. The coding region runs from base 96 to 1298 and encodes 400 amino acids. The transcript has a single exon. Lineage: Eukaryota; Metazoa; Arthropoda; Insecta; Hemiptera; Cicadellidae. The record is from RefSeq and is a predicted model, not a curated record.